Anguilla anguilla (European eel) is the source of this 4706-nucleotide messenger RNA. RefSeq names its product ADAMTS-like 7 (gene adamtsl7). The coding region runs from base 114 to 2066 and encodes 650 amino acids. The transcript is spliced from 13 exons. NCBI's taxonomy places the organism in Eukaryota, Metazoa, Chordata, Actinopteri, Anguilliformes, Anguillidae. Gene Ontology annotation, biological process: extracellular matrix organization. Gene Ontology annotation, cellular component: extracellular matrix. Gene Ontology annotation, molecular function: metalloendopeptidase activity. The record is from RefSeq and is a predicted model, not a curated record.
GAAACUGAGAGGGAUAAAGAGAGAGAGGGAGAGACUGAAGGAGAAUGAGUGAGGACAGAGAAGGAGGUGUGUCAAUGAGACUGAAAUCCUUGUGAAGAAUAGGAGGGGUGGGAAUGGGCCAGUUAAUCAGAAGUAGGACAGUACGUGUUGCCCUCCUCCUCGCGCUCUUCUGCCUGCACGCUGCCGCACUCCCCAGGGACCUGGUCAGCAGCUCACCUGGACAGGUCUCAGAAUGUGAAGGGCAUGAGGCGGACGCCUGUGGGGUGUGUGGGGGCGAUGGCUCCUCCUGUGAGGUCAUCAGCGGGACAUUCUCGCGCUCCAUCCUGUCGGUGGGGUACCACAAAAUCCUGGAGAUUCCCCCGGGGGCCCAGGACAUCGAGAUACAGGAGACCACCAAGAGCAGGAACUACCUGGCUCUCUUUACCGGAGAUGGCACGCCCCUCAUCAACGGGAACUGGGCCAUCGACAGGCCCGGCGCCCUCAGCAGCGCCGGGACGCUGCUGACGUACCGCAGGCCCAACGAGAUCCGCAGCAGGACAGGGGAGUCCAUUACCGCCCCUGGACCCACCACCCAAGAGCUCCACGUCUAUGUGAUCUACCAGCAACCUGACCCCAGCGUGCACUACCGCUACAUCCUGCCCAGAGAAAACAUCCCUAGCCCUCAGCCUGCCCCGCCCACCCAUGAUCACCUAGGAGUGACCAUGGGGCUCCACACGGUGGAAGGUAACGGCUUCACUCUGGACUCCAACGGGAAUGGGAACUCUGUCGGCGGGGUCCACCCAAAUCAGGUCCCGUCUGACCCCCUCCCCUCGCCUACAGCGGCAGACGCCGCAGGCACCCAGCUCCACCCAGAACUGCUCUCCCCCUAUGGCUGGAGGCGAACCGGGAGCACGCUCUGCAGUGCCACCUGUGGGUCAGGCAGGCGUUGGGGGGUGUUCAGCUGCGUGGAGCAGGAGACCGCAGUUCUGGUCCCGGACGACCUGUGCGAGCACAGCCAGCCUCCCGUACAGGAAGAGAACUGCAAUACCCAGCCCUGCCCUGGCUUCUGGGACGUGGGCGAGUGGUCCGAGUGCAGCAAGUCGUGCGGCCCCGGGGCCCAGCACCGGCAGGUCCUGUGUCGCCGGCCCCUGGGUAACGGCAGCGUCGGCACGGCGAGCGCCUGGCACUGCCGCCACCUGGAGCAGCCCGAGACCGCGGCGUCCUGCCAGCUGAAGAUCUGCAGCGAGUGGCAGAUCCGCUCCGACUGGACCUCGUGCUCCGUGCCGUGUGGGCUGGGCCGGCGCACCCGGGACGUCAAAUGCGUGGACAACCUGGGCGACGUGGUGGCGGACGAGGAGUGCAACAUGAGGCUGCGCCCGGAGGACGCGCGCAACUGCGACAUGGGGCCCUGCGCCCGCAGCUGGUUCCUCACCCGCUGGAGCGACAGGUGCUCAGCCGAGUGCGGAGGGGGCAGUCGCAGCAGGGAGGUGGUGUGCCUGAUGAACCACAUCAGCAGCCUUCCUCUGGACAGCUGUGGGGACGAGAGGCCGGAGGACCUGACGCCCUGCGACCUCGGCCCGUGUCAGGACAAGCCCGACUGGUACACGGGGACCUGGGGGCAGUGUUCAUCAGAGUGUGGGAUUGGCACACAGAGUCGCAGUGUGGUCUGCCUGCUGCACACCAAUGGCAGCUUCGAGGUGACCGAGCCCUCCGACUGCGCCCACCUCCCUCGCCCCCCCGAGACCCAGCCCUGCCAAAUCAAGAGGUGUGGCGCCAAGUGGUACGUCACGGAGUGGAGCACGUGCUCGCGUUCCUGUGAAGGGGGGUACCAGGUGCGAGAGGUGCACUGCCUUGCCGACGACCUGACCAAGAGCAACGCCUGCGACCCCUUCCUCAUGCCGGAUGAUCGCAACGAAUGCAACACGCAGCCGUGUCUUCCAGAAACUGAUGAGAAUUGCAAGGACAUGUACUUCAACUGCAACAUGGUGGUUCAGGCAAGCCUUUGCGUGUACUCGUACUACAAAACCGCCUGCUGCGCUUCCUGUUUGCGGGUCAGUUGGAGAGAGGCGGGACUUUCCAUCAGGUGACUCCGCCUCCCACACUCCAGGGAGAAAAAACACCUGCUUUUUUUUAUAAAGACAUUCUACCACAGCAAGUGAAGAAACCACAAGAAGCUUUGUUCUGUAAUUAUUUGCAUUUACCUUUUUGUACAUGCCUUUUGUAACACAAGCCUGUUUUAACUGAACAAUCACACAACCUCAUACCCUUCCUCCUGUGAUUUUGUGAACGUUUUUGCAACUGCCCUCCAGGGAAUGUCCAUUCCAAUCGCUUUGAAGUACAACCUGCUCUUUGUAAAUGCUCCCCUUGACAACAUUCUUCAGUAUGUGGUUUCUUGGCCCUCAUUCCUAAACCAGUGUCACCCUAAACUUUUUCUAAAAAUCUAUCUAGAGGAUUCUCAAACUUAAUCCUGGCGGAUUCCUGUGUAUGCUUGUUUUCCUUCCAGCCGAACGUUCAACCCUGAAUUGAACCAGUUUUUAAUUGUACUGAAUGAGACACUUUCAAUGUCAGCUUGGGAUCAUUAACCAUGUUGAGCCACAUUGUCAUAAAUGGCUAUUUAAGCCACAAAAAAUACAUUUACCACAUUCCCCUCCCAGACUAUAAUGCUUUAUAUUUCUGCCAUAUGUGGGAAAUGAUUCCUUUAGAAAUUGGCUAGUUGAUUAGUUAAAACACAGAUGAAAUGUUGGGUCCUAACUGCUGAAAGUGUGAACGCCUGGUCAUUGAAACUAAACCUUUUUGUGGAAAAUUAAGUUCAAAGACAUGGGAAUGAGCAAAAUAUCUUGAAUCUAUAUAUCUUGAAUAAGACAGAAGGCAAAUUUUAUGAACAUAAUCAUGUUUUCAAUAGGCUUAAUUGAGAUUUAAAAGAGAUUGGCAAUCACAAAAAACAAGCAUGCACCAGAGUUGGAGAACCUGACUGAUAUCAAUUAUGUUGAAAAUAUUACACGUACAAUUGUCCGUGCACGUGUAAAAAACAUACUAAAUUUAUCCUUGAUAAUGGACGUUACAAUUUCAAGGAUAUUUAUAUUCAGUGAAUGCACGUGUCUUCAAGCAUCAAGUGUGAUUGCUCUCGAAAGCAUCUCGAAGCUUAUGGGUAAACAGCAUUGCGUUCACUGGUUACACAAGCCAAGUCAACGUGGACUGACGAGCACUGAGAAACAAGCUUUAACACAUCUCUGUAACCGUUCAUCACCAGCAAGCUGCUAAGGAUGCAAUGGCGGCAAUCAUCGAGGCCAAAACACGUUGGAUAAUUAUGAGCAGAGAUGGAAAGGUUUUCAGCUGUGUAGGCUAAUUAGCAUUUAAUUUGACACAUCUGCGCACAUAUAAAUAACAUGUCAAACAGAAGCACAGGAGUAAGGGGAAUAUAUAGGCAGCUUAGAUGGAACAGCUUAUAUGUGUUCCAGUUCUGGUCUGCUAUUGAUAUCGGGGUGAAUCUGUCAAAAUAUUGUUUCCCAGCUGUGUAGUGUGUGCCUAAAGAGCAAAAUGGGUGUAACAUCUUAUAUCUGCAAGACAAUAUCACCUUUACUUGUGAAAACAAUGGGACAGAAUCAGAGGUGGAAAAUCCCGGUUCGGAAAGUUAGUCCUCCACAGUAUUUUGUUCCAAUCACCUGGAUUUGCAAGUCGCCACUAUUCUUCAACCAGGAGGUAGAACUAACUAGUGAAAUCAGCUGGCUGAGUUCAUGGGUGGCUGAAACGCAUGGCAGGGCUUUUACCUUCUGACCUCUGGACUUUCCGCCUGUGGUCUAAAUGCAAAUUGUUGUAAUUCACAAAAAAGCUGAAUUGUGUGAUGUUCUAAAGCACUCUAAAUCUCAUAAUGUUGUGCUGUGCCAGCCCUCAACUAUUGCAAAAAUGCAUUUCUGGUAAAUUCACAAACAUUUUCCAAAAUAACACUGUGUUCUUGGCUUUAAUCAGCUAGAUCAGUGACCUUCAUUCCCGGUCCUGGCUAGCCGCAGGGCCUGCUGGUUUUCAUUUUUGCCUUAAUAACAGCAUCCAAUUCAGACCCAAAAAAACUGGGCAAGGUACAGUAACUAAUCGACUGCUUUAAUUGAUCAAUUAAGUGCUGAGCAACUACAAAAACCAGCAGACCCUGCGGCCCGCCAGGACCAGGAAUGAAGAUAACAGAGCAAGACAAUGUCAGAAAUAGCUUCAGUUAAUUAGACUGUAUAUAUAAUGGACAGGUAGCUAAGCUGUGUGCUGUCAUAAAGCUUUUUUUGUCGUUGCUGAAUUGGCAAUUCACUCUGGGAGGUGGGCUAUACAAGUCAAAAGUACAAAAUCGUUUUACUUCUAGGUAUUCACACAAGACAAAAUCACACACACAAAUAAAUAAUGAGGCCAAACAUAAACGCUUCCACACAUUUCUUCUGAAUAAUAUUUCUUUUUACUGGCGUUGAAAGCAGACCAGUUGAGAAGGCCAUUUUCAAUCAACUCGAGCACGAAAAUGGCCGACCGACAAAGACCAUGGCUCAAGACCUACGCAUUCCCAAGAUGCAAAUUACAAAUGAUUGGUUUCGGACUGCCUUUUUCAUUUUUCUUAAAUCAAGUAACACUGGGACUUUGUUUAAAACCCAACAUCCCAACAUGGUCUCGGCUGUGGUUUCCAUAACAUUCAUUUCUCAGUGUGCUCUCUGAAACACUAAGCCGUCACAUCACCAAUAAAUGAAUACAAGCUGCUG